Neospora caninum is the source of this 5385-nucleotide messenger RNA. RefSeq lists its product as hypothetical. The record is from RefSeq and is a predicted model, not a curated record. Gene Ontology annotation, molecular function: ATP hydrolysis activity; ATP binding; P-type calcium transporter activity. Gene Ontology annotation, cellular component: intracellular membrane-bounded organelle; membrane. The transcript is spliced from 4 exons. Bases 1 to 5385 code for a protein of 1794 amino acids. NCBI's taxonomy places the organism in Eukaryota, Apicomplexa, Conoidasida, Eucoccidiorida, Sarcocystidae.
AUGGGCAGCGGGCCUUCUCGAGGACGCGUAUUCCUCACGUUCUGGUUCCUGAAGCUCUUCCCUGCGCCGCUUCUGCUCACUUGGUGGCAACUCACUUGCUCUCUCCUGUGCGCGUUCGUCCUCGGCGAGUUCGGCGACGCGUUCCACAACUUCCGCUAUUUCCCCCGUCUCCGCUGGCCCGACUUCCAGGCGCUCCUCGGCUACCUGCCGUACUCCGUGUCCUACUGUCUCUUUGUGCUCUUUUCGAACGUCCUCGUGGCGCACCUUCCGAACCCGCUCUACCUGCCUGUCGUCUCGGCCGUUGCCGUCGGAACCACGCAGCUUUUUUACUUCUUCGGCUGUUCCAGCGCGCACUGGCCCUCGCCGCUCCGCUGCGUGUCCACGUGUCUCCUCGUGGGGCCGUCCCUCCUGUGCUGCGCAGUCUGCGGCUCGACGUUCUUCUUCUACGCCCUCCUCUCGACGCUCGCCACCGUCCUCUUCCGCGCGUGCUUCCUACCCAAAGCGCUCCACACCCCCUGCGGCCACGGCGCGGAACUGAACUUUUACCAGAACCUCUCGGGCGCACUCCUGCUGCUGCCUUCGCUGGUCGCCGGCGGCCUCCCACCCACGCUCUCCUUCUCCCCCUUCUCGCUCGAGUGGCGAAACUGGCAACUCGCCGGCUGCUGGAUCACCGUCGCGUUCCUCUCUUUCCUCCGAAACGUCGUGGGCAACCGGCUGAUGCGCGACGGCGGCGCCGACGUCUGGCGAGCAGCGGAGAUCCUCGCGCUCCUUCUGGUGGGGGCUGCUUCGUGCUGGCUCUUGCCGUUCCCGGGUUUCGCGGUCGCCGCAACCUACGCCUUCGUCUUGGCUGGGCGCCUCCUGGGAGGUCUUGACAGCCUCGCCGACGAAGAACGACGCGGCCAGCUCCGGCGCGCGCUGAUCCGCGAGUCGCCGGACGCACACGACUCCAAGAACUUAACUGACGAGCCGGUUCUCUUUGUUCACGCCGAUGGCCCCGCGACGUCCUUCGCGCAGGGUUCCCCGUCGGACAUAUGGCCCGACGACGAGGACAAGGAAGUCUUUGCUGAACGCCGCGCACAGCUGAUGGACAUUGUGCACGCCUAUGUGACGCGCCUCCACCACGAAGACCUCGACCUGAUCGACGAAAUGGGAGGCAUCCGAGCCAUCUCGCAGAGCGUCGGAUCCGACGUCGGCGAAGGCCUGCCGAUUCUCAAGCGGCACGACUCUUCCCUGCGCGGUUCCUUCGACAGCGAACGUAGCGGCAGAGAAGGGUCGGUGCGCCGCGGCGAGUCUGCGGUGUCUCGGACCUUGGGCGUGCUCCACUCGCUCGGCUCUGCGAGCGGCCUCGUUCUCGGCCACCACGGCGAACGGCGCCGCGAAGGCAGCGAGGAAGACGGUCCUUUGAUUGGCGGGCUGACGAGCCGACAGUGGUGGAUCGGCCGGCUGCUCCGGCGGAGCACCGGCUCCGAGCACGACGACCUCGUCCGAACCCAGCAGCGCCGGUACGGCGUCAACCGCAUCCCCCACCGACCGCUGACCUCGUUCUGGACGCUGCUGAUUGAGGCGGCGAGCGACGCGACUCUCCGGGUUCUGAUGUUCUGCGGACUCCUCUCGGUCAUCCUAGCGUUGCUCUUUUCGCAGGAGCCGGAGGUCGAGAUCCUCGAGGGCGUGGCGAUUUGGGUGGCGGUGCUCGUCGUCGUCGUGGUGACGGCUGGGAACGACUGGAUGAAGGAGCAGCAGUUUGCGCAGCUGUCCGUCGUGAAGGACGACAAAAAGUGCACGGUGAUUCGGAGUGGCCAGAAGGAACAAAUCUCGGUUUUCCAGCUCGUCGUCGGCGACUUGCUCCACCUGGAGGCCGGCGACGAAAUCCCCGCGGACGCCCUCGUCGUCCAGGCUCGCGACCUGACCGUGGACGAAAGUUCGUUGACUGGCGAGAGCGAUAUGAUUCGAAAGGCGCCUUUCCAGCAGUGCCUGAGCGAAGUUGGAGCGCAGGAGGCAGUCUCGCCUCGCGCGCGAGACAGUCAGGACUUCAGCGCAGCCGGAGACGAUCUGCUAGAGCGGGUCAAAGAGCCGGAGCACGAGGCCGAGGCCUCCACGCAGGCCGACAACACCGUCCCGCCGUGCAGCUUGCCGCUGACGCACCCCAUGUCGACAGCGAGUGGCGUCUCCGACGGUCCCAAGGCCGAAGGCGCGCUGUACGUCCAGUCCGAGCUCGCGCGACACCACGAGGUCGCCUCCCCGGUUCUCCUCUCCGGGACCACUCUCAGCACGGGAAGCGGAACUGCUCUCGUCGUGGCGGUAGGCCGCUAUUCGCAGGUGGGACAGAUGUUCCAGAAGCUGGCGUACGACGCCGAGCCGACGCCGCUGCAGCGGAAACUGAACGCGCUUGCGGAAGACAUUGGGAACUUUGGCCUGAUCAGCGCCGUGGUUGCCUUCUUCGUCCUGCUCCUGGAGUUCUGGACCAUGUACUUCUUCCAGGAUCCGGCGACGCGCGAGUCGGCCCUCGACGUCGUCCACGAUCACGUGGAGUUCUUUGUCACCGCCAUCACCAUGCUCGUCGUCGCCGUUCCCGAGGGCUUGCCGCUCGCCGUGACGAUUUCCCUCGCGUACUCGAUCGGCCAGAUGCUGAAGGACCAGAACUACGUUCGGCGCUUGGCGGCCUGCGAAAUCAUGGGCGGCGCGAACGAGAUCUGCAGCGACAAGACGGGCACACUCACGAAGAACCAAAUGACAGUCACGCAGUUCUGGGACGGAGAAAAAACCGUCGUCAUUCCCUCGACGCGCUCCGCCGCCCGUGCCGCCGCAGCUGGAGACGCCUCCCGCAGGCCUGCUGCAGGCGCGGCUUUCUCUGGAGGCGGAGGCGAGGUCGAGCUCGCCCUCAACUCCACGACCCGCUCAGACAACUCGAGACCCCCCAGUGGGUACAUGCCGCUGACUGCCACGUCUACGACGGCGUCUUCCGCGUCGCCUCAUUCGGCCAAGGCCGUCGAGGGCGGCUCGUGGGAGGAGCAAGUCGACUGCGAGGCGUUGCUUCAGCUGCAAGAGGAAAACACCAAGUGGGAACUUCUGAUGCAGGCGAUUGCGUUGAACAGCACGGCGUUUCUCGAGCCCGAAGACGUGGUCGUCGCGGAAGGCACCGACGAAGAAACGACGGUCACGAACGUCAAGCACGUCGGGUCGCCGACCGAAUGCGCUCUCCUCGCGUUCCAGGAUCAACACUGCGGCGGCGACUACGCGUCGACUCGGCGGCGGUUUCUGGGCGAGGACGAAGUGCAACUCAUCGCCCGGGAGGACUUCUCGAGCGACCGGAAAAUGAUGACUUCCGUCGUGCGUGUCCCUCGAGACGGAGACGCGGGGUCGCCGUGCAUUCUCCGCGUGUUUGUCAAGGGCGCCGGCGAGCGCGUCCUCGCGCAGUGCUCGUCCGUCGCGUUGAGUUCCGGGGCGAUCGAGCCUUUGACGGCUGCGAAGAAGGCCGAGAUCGAGAAGACCGUCGUCAAUGCCAUGGCGUCGGAGGCGCUGCGCACCAUUUGUCUCGCGUUUCGCGACAUUGACCCCGAAGUCGAGUCUGACUGGCGCGAGCGAUGUGAGCCGCCGCUCCAGUGCUGCCUGAAGGCGGAGACGAACUUGACGUGCCUGGGGAUUGCUGGAAUCGAAGACCCGGUUCGCGACGAGGUGCCGGGCGCUGUGGCGCAGUGUCAAGGGGCGGGCAUCAAGGUCCGGAUGGUAACGGGAGACAACAUCAUCACGGCGAAGUCGAUCGCGAAACGCUGCGGAAUCUUCCACGAGGACGCGGGCGGGAUCGCCAUGCUUGGCCCGGACUUCACCCGGGCCAUCGGCGGCGUCGUCUGUCAGGCGUGUCAGACGGAAGUCUGCGCCUGUGCGACUGACACCAAGACUGCGGAGGAGCAAAACCGGCCGCUGCGAGUCGACGUCGUGCGCGACAUUGACGCCUUCGACAAGAUCUGGAGUCGCCUCGAAGUUCUCGCGCGGUCCCAGCCGAGCGACAAGUACGCACUGGUCACGGCUCUGAAGCAGAAGGGCCGGGUUGUCGCAGUCACGGGCGACGGCACGAACGACGCGCCGGCGCUGAAAAAAGCCGACGUGGGCUUUGCCAUGGGGCUCUCCGGCAAGGAAGUUGCGAAGCAGGCGGCAGACAUUGUGAUGCUCGACGACAACUUCACCUGCAUCGUGAAGGCCGUUCGCUGGGGCCGCAACGUGUACGACAACAUCCGGCGCUUCUUGCAGUUCCAGCUGACUGUAAACGUCGUCGCUGUCGUGCUGACUGUCGUCUGCGCGGCAGUCGAGCGCGAGGCGCCGCUCUCCGCUGUCCAGAUGCUCUGGGUGAACCUGAUCAUGGACUCCUUCGCCUCGCUCGCCCUCGCGACCGAGAGCCCCACCGACGAUCUCCUCAACCGGAAGCCCCAGGGCCGAGACAGCUAUCUGAUUUCCAGAACCAUGCUCACGAGCAUCGUCGCCUCUGCGAUAUACCAGCUGACGGUCAUGAUCGGCCUCAUCUUCUGGGGCGAACGCUUCCUGCCCGAAACCAAAUGGUCCUUCCUCACUGACGAAGAGCGCAAGACGCUCGGAUUCUGCGAAUUCUCCGACUGCGACUUCGCCACUUACACAGGCACGCGCAUGGUCUCUGGCCGCCGGUACAAAUUGUUUUCGACCGAAGACGACUACAAACUGGACUGGCUGCGGGAAGUCGGGCCUUCGCGGCACGGGACGUUCGUCUUCAACACGUUUGUCUUUAUGCAAAUCUUCAACAUGAUCAACGCGCGAGACGUCGACGACACCCAGAUCGAGAAAACCAGUCUCGCCGCGUCUAUUCUCGGGAUGAUGCGGAACCGUCUCGGACUCGGCAUCUGGGUCCUCAUUCUCGUCGGCCAGGUGCUCAUGACCGAAUGCGGCGGCAGGCUUCUGGGCUGCAAUCAAGAGGGUCUGAACCGCGAGCAGUGGAUCUUGAGUCUGUUGAUUGGUCUCGGCGGUUUGCUCUGGGGGCGGCUGCCACGCGUUUUUCCAUGGCUGUACCAGAUUGCUCCCGAACUCGGAAGUCGCGAGGAGAUGCUCGAGGAGACACACAGCAUCGCCCUCGAGCUGCGUGGCCGAACGCCCGGCCGGAUCAACGAGAGACUCGGACUCGCGAGUUACACGUUUGCGAAGAAGUACGCGAAGAAGGCGCGCCUGAUGACUCUCUCCCGCCUCCGGUCCCGGCGCCUCGAAGGCGGGAGAGAAGGCCGGAGCAAAGGCAUCUCUUCCUUUUCGACGCUUGCCAGGAGAGGUCUCGCGCCUGGCAGAGGCGAGGGAGCCCGUGGAAGUCCGCGCCAGCAUCGAUCGGGCGGCUCGAGCCCGCGGGGGGCAGGCUGCCUCGUCGAGAUGCGAUGA